This is a messenger RNA of Glarea lozoyensis ATCC 20868, 3039 nucleotides long. RefSeq lists its product as uncharacterized. The transcript has a single exon. Bases 1 to 3039 code for a protein of 1012 amino acids. Lineage: Eukaryota; Fungi; Ascomycota; Leotiomycetes; Helotiales; Helotiaceae. The record is from RefSeq and is a predicted model, not a curated record.
AUGGCUCCUCGAUCCCCGCUGUCAACUGUGCCAAACACUCCACUCCUUAAUGGUCAACAAUUUCACAAUGUCGCAAACACGGUCGAGCAAACAACGUCGCCCAGCGGGGGAUGCAACUUCACGGUCCUGAGCGCCGCGGGAGGUGGGACAGCACCGAGAUGUGGGUGUAGGAGGUAUUAUGAUAAACCACCGGUCGAUUCUGAUGGGCGCGUGUUGGUGGGAAAGUCGGGGUAUUGCAUGUGUGAGCAUCAUGCGUGUUUCCAUGACCACGAUGCGCAAGCUGGACAUAGCAGCAGGGUGAGCAACGGGCAGGUUUCGAUCAGAUCAACUACACCAAAGCAGCAGGAUAAUUCUGCGGCGGAGCGACUGGCCGAACUGCGCAAACUCGGUGGGGGAGGUUCUGGUCCAGGGACUCUACGAGACUCACAGCUACCCGAAACUCUUCAUUGGAGUCGAUUUAUCCAUUCGGGCUCGCCCGAAGCGUUGCCAGCUAUACCUUCGCAAUGUUUGCUACCCUCAGAUAAUGGGUCCGGUACGUCGAGCAGCCAGUCCAGAUAUCAUCAGCCAUUUGGGGGGAUGGGUCUCAAUACUCUGAGCCAUAUCCCCAAUCGCACUGCUGUCGACGCUUCAAAGUCAAGGAAAUCACCACUUGGAGAAAAUUUCAGAGCUAUGCAGGUGUAUGAGGACCACAAUGGGCAGUCCUUCCUCCAGAGCAUCACCGAGGUCGCAACUCCGAGCCUACACGCCUCACAAGACGAUUCCGCGUUGAGCCAGAAUAUAGCAGAAGUGCAGAACGCUCUUGAGAAGUUGACUGAGGUCAGACCCGAGUCAGCGGGCUCCUCGAAGCCUUUUGUCAAGAAAAAUUCCGAUUCUCAAGUAUUGGUCAAACAAUCAAGUUCUCAUCCUCCCAUCGAGUCUACUACGAUUGCGCCCGAGUCAGAUGACUACCUCAUACCUCGACUUAAAAGUAUUCUUGCCCGGGUGUCUAGUUUCCCUUCUGCAGUGGAAAACCAUGAGCGUCGGCUUGACCGCUUGGAGAAUACAUCAUUUACCAACCCAGUUGUGGAAGAUCUUCAGGAGGGCCAUAAUGUCAUGGACACACGGGUGGCAGACCUGGAGAACAGGCUGCUAGACCUUGAAAAUGCUCAGAAAAUACUGAACGACGGAAGCAGUGUCAGCAGUCGGCAUGUGGUGGAAGGCUCUUUCAUAUCUACAACAUCGUCUGCCAUGAUCUCUGCUGCCAUUGACCAAAUCGACCCCAGCCGAAUCGAGGCACUGGAAGACCAUGUGGCUGAGCUACGAGCUUGUGCGCCACCCUCUCACAACCGUCCUUGGGAGGUUGAGGUCGUGUUUGUUCCAUUUGGAUCGGACCUACCUGGCGUUUGGUCUUCACAGCCACCCUCAGCACAACGGUCAAGGUUUAGAGAAGAGAGCUGCGCGGAUGACAACUGGACUCAGACACAAAAUCAAUCAUUGGCAGCCAUCCAGGCAUCUCUUGCGGCCCAUGAGCAUACUUCUGCCUGGGAGCGCUCUACAGAUGAUCUUGCUACUGAAGAGAGUGUUGACUGGCUGACUGCAAAAGCCUGUGGCAGAGGAAGCAGGAUCGAUGAACGUCUCCGUAGUCGAGGGUUGGUCAGAACCAUCAAUGUGAAGGGACCUGAUGCUAGGGACGUUCAAGCUGCUAUAAUGCAGGCAUUUGGUGAAGUGCCCGGUCUGCUUGUGGAAGACCCGUUCACCACCCACGAAAAUGAUGAAACAAAUACAAUUCCAAGUUCUUUAUCGCAUUACCUGGGACUGCAGGCUUCCUGGAUUCCGUUGCGGAAAUUGCACAAAAACUCGUCGCUUCAAUUCCUCAAUACAUCCGAGAUGGUCACUCCCGCUCUAUGGACAGUGCAGUUUCUUGCUUCUAGUGUCGCGAUGAGGACAUCAGGUCUGAGGCGAUUAUAUGUCACUCAGCGGGACAGCUAUAUCCAGCAUCAUGGAGAUGUUGCAGAUUGGAGUUGGCAAAAGUUACGACAAUUACCUCGAGUUUAUUCAGAUGAGUCCAGUCAGGAUCAUACACCGGAGGCGGACGCUCAUGAACCAUGCUGGGAGUUUGAUGAACGACUAGAUCCUGCUCCAAUGAGUGUUCAUUCUUCGUUCCACUCAUCGUCAUUCGAAUCUCAAGUAUCCUCACUCAGCAUUCGCUCUCUACGAUUCGAAGAAGAGCCAGUCUCUCCAUCUGACCACUUCUCCUCCGCUGAAGCAUCUCCUCAUCCAUCUAGAGCGCCCACCCCACGAGUACCAAUCCCGACAAGAAUGUUAUCCCCAGUGGUCGAACGCAACCCUUUCCGACCAAUGCACAUGCGAACAUUAUCCAUGCCAUCUUUAGUCCCACUCAAAUCCCCAGCUCCAUCAGCCAAACGUCGAAUCACAUCCUUCGAACAAGAAGCCCAAUCAUCCCCCAUCAUCGCCGCCUCCACCUCAUCCAGCAGUGUAGCGCUCAAACGUCGUCGCGUCUCCCGCUCACCAAGCAGAUCAGGUGACACACCUCUCUGGGGCAUCGGCCCACCAAGUCCCCAACUCGCAUCCGAAGAAACAUCCUCCAAGCGACCAACCACCCCCUUCGCCUACGCAACCCCUCACAGCAACGCACCCUACGUCGACACCCGUCCUCACCAAGGCGAAGACAUCGAAAUCUGGCAAGACGACGACGACGAAGGAAGCGCCACAAACGAACUCAGCGACGCAGCGCCCGAAAGCGAGGACUGGGAGCAAAACGCAUUGAGCGAUUUCGAGCCAGAUAAGGGUGCCACCAACGAUGUCGCGCAUGACGAAUGGCGAGGCGUAGACGACGGCAUGGGCUAUGACUCACGUCCAGCGGCGGGAUUCCGAGUCGGUCCGCUGACCCCGCGGGUAGAUGAGGAUCUGGAUGGAGCAUUCAGUGAUGCAAGUGAAGUGCCCAGCGAGUAUCCUAGUACGCAGCAGGGGUUGGGGUUGGAUCUGUAUUCGAAGGCUGGGUUCAGGAUUCAUGUUGAUGAGGAGGGGGUGGAGUUGUGA